This is a messenger RNA of Exophiala mesophila, 1707 nucleotides long. RefSeq lists its product as uncharacterized. The transcript has a single exon. The record is from RefSeq and is a predicted model, not a curated record. The coding region runs from base 284 to 1522 and encodes 412 amino acids. Gene Ontology annotation, molecular function: oxidoreductase activity. Lineage: Eukaryota; Fungi; Ascomycota; Eurotiomycetes; Chaetothyriales; Herpotrichiellaceae.
UUUCCAUAUCAGCCAUGCUGCCGACCAUGGGUAGGUUUGAACCCUUUGCGGACUUGUCCUUGUACCUCAAUCAUCGUUUGACUACUCUACCUCAGGUCCAACUCUCGUUGUCAUCUUCAACUCGACGGAUAUCACAGCGACAAAGUCUCGGUCUCUCGUGAUAAGACUUCUCUUGAUGAUCAUAACGUGAUUGUAUUCAAUUCUUGUGAAGAUCACCUUCUCCUCUACCUGAUAUUUCCCCUGGUAUAUUUCCCUCCUAGUCAUCACAGCAAUCCUGACCAUCAUGGCUCCCACUGCUGUCGAACAUCCCGUGCAACCUACUUCCAAUCCCGGUACUUCGACUAAACAAUCUACCUCCUCCGUUGAUCUUUUCGUCUUCCCCGAUGGCUUCAAAACUUCAGGUCAGCAUCCUCCUCUCUACGACCAAAUCUACCCGUACUCUGCCUUUCCCAAAUCCAUCUCUGGACCGACUGUCUGGGAGGCCGAUGAAUAUGCUUCUCAUCCGGAGCAAUGGACCCAUGUUUUCUCGCCAGAAGAGAUCCAAGAACUGUCGACAGCCGCCGACAACUUCAUCUCUGAGGGUCAUCCAUUGACGGGCAUCAACCCCUCCAAUUUUCCUCUCCCAACCAUGUCUGCCACUCUGAAAUCCAUUCGCAACGAACUAUUGAAUGGCAAGGGGUUCAUUCUCUACAAGGGUUUCCCCGUUGAUGAAUGGGGCAUCCACAAGUCCGGGGUCGCUUACUUUGGUCUCGGGACAUACAUUGGCUAUCCGGUUUCUCAGAACGGUAAAGGUCAUAUUCUGGGUCACGUCAAAGAUCUUGGUGAAGACAGCAAACAGAUUGACAAAGUUCGCAUCUACCGGACCAACGCACGACAAUUCUUUCACGCUGAUGACGGUGAUGUCGUCGGCCUACUGUGCCUAGCCCGCGCAGAGUCUGGAGGCGAAUCCGACGUGGCAUGCGUGCACAAGGUGUGGAACAUUUUACAGGCCGAAUACCCUGACGUGGCCGAGAUUCUCACCAAACCGAUCUGGUAUUUCGACCGCAAGGGCGAAGUCAGCAAAGGCGAAGAACCCUACAUUCGCACCAGCGUCAUCUAUCUCGAAACCCCAGACCCAUCCGACCCCACGGUGCCGCAACGUGUCUACUGCAAAUGGGACCCAUACUACGUCCGCAGCACCACACGAUUCUCCGACGCCGGCCUCAUCCCACCUCUGUCCAUUGAACAGGUCCACGCCCUCGAAACUCUGGAGAAUGUCUGCUCCCGCGUCAAACUCCACAUGAUUCUUUCGGUCGGUGACAUUCAAUUCGUCUCUAAUUCACACAUCUUGCACGCCAGAACCGCCUACCGCGACUUCGCCCCACACACCGGCAAACCCAGAAGACACCUCAUGAGAUUGUGGCUGAGUACGCCUCAGGACGAGGGUGGUUGGAGAUUGCCCUUCCAUGAUGCCUUUGAGAGGAAGAGAGGCGGUAUCCAGGUCGACGAUACUCCUCCGGUCGCAAGACUGGAUGCUGAUUAAAAAAUCCAGAGAGAUCAGAGAGGCCAAAGUUGGAGUUGCAAUGCAUUGACUUUGAAAAGUACAUAUGCAUGUACCUACAACGACAUAGGUAUGGUAUGCUAGCACUAUGGGGAGAGGCCGAGACAGGCGGUAGAUGCCUCAUGUUCUCCCAAGUUUAGUGAUAUAGAAUCUAUGUGUUCGUUUUA